Lingula anatina is the source of this 2079-nucleotide messenger RNA. Its product is annotated as cytochrome P450 10. NCBI's taxonomy places the organism in Eukaryota, Metazoa, Brachiopoda, Lingulata, Lingulida, Lingulidae. Gene Ontology annotation, molecular function: oxidoreductase activity, acting on paired donors, with incorporation or reduction of molecular oxygen; iron ion binding; monooxygenase activity. The record is from RefSeq and is a predicted model, not a curated record.
UCUGCAGGAGAGCCACCUACUGGCCUUAAGAUGACGUAGAUAGCAGGCUUCCCACUCAGUUUGUACGAUAAUGUAUCCAAUUAUAACAGAUUUCCCUUCCAUAAAAGGAAUGAGACCAGUCCACGGUUAAAUAGAUGUUUCAACGUGUCAAAAGUAACGGACUCUUGCUCAUCGUAAGUUUGGUCACCCUGGCUAUAUUGAAGGCUUUCAAUUACAGGCGACAAAAUCGAAAUAAUUCAGAAGUCGAACAAUCACCAAAAAGGAAUGGCGACCGUUAGAAGAUUUCAGUUAGCAAGGAAUUUGCCAAAAUGGCUUUACUCCAAGAAAAGGAAAGGUGCUUUUGACAAGACUGUGAAGAACGCUUCUUCAACUAACCUUAAUGCAUCUCACCAAGAUCUAGUUAGCAAAUGUCCCUUUGACAAAAGUCAGCCUUCAGCGGGAGCCAACACUUCCACUGAAAACUCCUAUAUGACUUCCGAACGAGUCAAAUAUAGACCCUUCCACGAGAUCCCUGGCCCUAAGGGCUUGCCUAUAGUGGGUACCCUGUUCGAUUAUAUAAAAAAAGAUGGAUUUGGGCUUAAUAGAUUAUUCAAGGUGCAGCAAACACGCUCUCAAGAAUACGGACCCAUAUAUAGAGAAAAAUUGGCCACCGUAGAGAGCAUCGUCAUUAGCGACCCGAUCGAGUACAGCAAAGUUGUCCGAGCAGAUGGCAAAUACCCCCAGAGAACGGAGCUUUUGCCUAUAAUGCACUACAGGAAGCAAAAAGGAAUGGGACUUGGGCUUGUUAAUUCGCAAGGAGAAGAAUGGCAUCGACAACGCUCAGUCAUCGGCAAAAAAUUACUAGUUCCCAAAGAAGUUCAACAGUAUAUCCCGAGUAUGAACACGGUCACUGAUGAUUUUGUCCAAAGACUACAGCAGAUUAGAAAUCAUGAGAAUGGAGAGGUGGAAAAUAUGGAGCAUGAAAUGUUCAAAUGGGCAUUGGAAUCGAUUGGAACGGUUUUGUUUGAGAACAGAAUAGGCUGUUUCGAAGACGUCCCUCUGGCUGAUGCCAAAGACUUUAUUGAUCAUCUCCUGUGUUUCUUCAAGUAUAUGCAAACCCUGGUGUUUGGCUUACCUAUAUAUACGAUAUAUCCCACAAAGACGUACAAGCAGUUUGAGUUCCAUACAGACAAGGUGACGGCAAUUGGUCAAAAAUUCGUUGACAAGAAAGUUCAGUCUUUGAACGAAACCAGCUCCUUUAUCAAAAAUGAAGAGGAAGGAGAAAAACUUUCGUUCCUUUCUUACCUACUUAGCUCGAAAUACCUAACACCUCAGGAGGCAAAUUCUCAUGUUAUCGAUCUUAUGAUGGGCGCCGUAGAAACUACUUCCACGGCGACUAUUUGGACACUCUAUUGCCUCGCAAUCAACCCGAAUAUUCAAGACAACCUGUAUCAAGAGUUAUGCAAAGUUUUUCCAACAUCGACAGAGAUAACUGCUGAUAAACUGCAGCAUUUACCGUACCUGAAAGCGUGCCUCAAAGAAAUGUUCAGGUUGUAUCCUAUUACAUUUACAACAAGCAGAAUCUUACAAGAGGAUAUUGAAGUCUGUGGUUACCACAUACCUAAAGGGAAACACGUCCAGGCUAAUCUAUAUGGCAUGGGCCAUGAUGCAAAGUUAUUUGAAGACCCCGAAAAAUUCAAUCCUGAGAGAUGGCUCCGUGAUGGCGCCCAUGCCAGCAUGGGUAUGAAAAUAUUCUCCAAUAUGAGAUUCGGACACGGCGCCCGGAUGUGUAUUGGCAGGCGUAUUGCUGAACAAGAGAUUUAUAUUGCCCUCGUUAAAAUUUUAAAGAAUUUCAAGUUGGAGUACCACCAUGAGCCAGUGGAACCAGUGCUAAACCUAGUCAUGACUCCAGACAGGCCAGUCAAGAUCUCUUUUAUUCCUAGAACACACUUAAAGACACUGGACACUGAAUGACUGCAUUUACAUCAUAAGAGUCAAAUAGAUGGUAAAUCUGUUCUGCAUAAUAUUGGAGAUAUUGUUUUUUAAAGCAUGUUUUCAAGUUGCUGGCAUAUCGGCCGAUAUAGCCCAUCUGCUUAUUAA